Molecule: messenger RNA, 1275 nt
Organism: Penicillium mononematosum
Lineage: Eukaryota; Fungi; Ascomycota; Eurotiomycetes; Eurotiales; Aspergillaceae
Gene: ftmPT1
Product: brevianamide F prenyltransferase ftmB
Exons: 2
Biological process (GO): alkaloid metabolic process
Molecular function (GO): transferase activity, transferring alkyl or aryl (other than methyl) groups
Source: RefSeq, a predicted model, not a curated record
UACCGCCCCAUCCUCUCGAAGUUACUCAUAUCCUCCAAUUAUGAUAUCCAUGUUCAAUACAAAUACUUGUCCCUGUAUCGGCACCUAGUACUCCCGGCCCUCGGCCCCUACCCAAAGCGUGACAAGGAAAAGGGGAUAAUCGCGACGCAAUGGCGCAGUGGAAUGGUCCUCACAGGGUUGCCCAUCGAAUUCAGUAACAACAUAGCGCAGGCGUUGAUUCGCAUUGGUGUCGAUCCCGUCACUCCUGAAUCUGGCACAGCGCAAGACCCAUUUAACACAACUGCGCCGAAGGGCUAUCUGGAGGCGGCCUCACGUCUGCUGCCGGGGGUGGACCUCGAACGUUUUUACGAUUUCGAGAAGGAGUUGGUGAUCACAAAGGAAGAGGAAGCAGUCCUCAAGUCCAACCCGGACAUGUUCAAGAGCCCCUGGAAGUCCCAAAUAAUCACCGCAAUGGAUUUAAAAAAAUCCGGGGCCGUGAUGGCCAAGGCGUAUUUCUACCCGCAGCCAAAAUCGGCGGUGACCGGUCGUUCUACCGAGGAGCUUCUGGUCAACGCAAUUCGAAAGGUUGAUCGGGAGUCGCGCUUCGAGACCCAGCUGGCCAACCUUGAACAAUACCUGGACCGGCGUCGCCAGGGCCACGGACCAGUCAGGGCGAACAGGCCCUCCCGGACCACAGACGCAGAUGAGGUCUUUGACAAAUGUUCUUUCUUCCCUCACUUCCUUGCCACGGACCUUGUGGAACCCGGCAAAUCGCGUGUGAAAAUCUACGUGAGCGAGCGGCAGGUGGAUCUGAAGAUGGUCGAAGAUAUCUGGACCUUUGGGGGAGCCCGAACCGAUCCGGACGCACUCGCGGGCCUGGAAAUGCUCAGGCACUUCUGGUCCGACAUCCACAUGCGAGAGGGCUGGUAUACCAUGCCGCUUGACUUCUGCGAGCUGGGUAAGCCCUCAGCUGGCUUCGAGGCACCAAUGAUGUUCCACUUCCACCUUGACGGGAGCUCUUCCCCAUUUCCCGAGCCCCAGAUGUAUGUCUGCGUCUUUGGCAUGAACUCACGCGACCUAGUCGAUGGACUGACCACCUUUUACCGUCGUGUUGGCUGGGAGGACAUGGCGACACACUAUAAGUCGAAUUUUCUUGCUAAUUACCCCGGCGAGGACUUUAACCAGGCAGCUCAUCUAUGCGCGUAUGUCUCGUUUUCCUACAAGAAUGGCGGUGCCUAUGUGACUCUCUACAACCACAGUUUCAAUCCCGUUUCGUCCCUGAAGGUUCCUAAUUGA